Chara braunii is the source of this 1304-nucleotide messenger RNA. The record is from the annotation of a GenBank genome assembly. Lineage: Eukaryota; Viridiplantae; Streptophyta; Charophyceae; Charales; Characeae.
UCGAUGUCCGAUGGGGAUUUGCAACGCACCAGCCACGUUUCAACGGGCUAUGAAUGUGACAUUCCAGAACUUCGUCAACAAGGCGCGGCUCACUCAGGGGAUGAUUAACUUCUGCAUCAUCGUGUACAUGGACGACAUCCUCGUCUACUCGGAGACCUAUCACGGGCAUGCACAACAUAUCGAGCGGACGCUAGGAGCUAUGAGAGAUGUUGGGUUCAAGAUCGCGCUCGAAAAGAGAGAGUUUUUCCUCUCAGAAAUCUUGUUCUUGGGUUACGUGGUGACACGUGGAGGACUGCGACCAGAUUCAAGGAAAGUCGAGGCGGUGAAAAAUGCUCCUGUCCCCACGCCAGUGACGCUGGUUCGAGCUUUCAUGGGACUGGCAUCGUACUACCGUCGCCUUAUCAAAGGCUUCAUUGCGAUCGCGCGACCUAUGACGAAUCUGUUGCGGAAGGACCAGCCCCUCAGUUGGGACGCAGAGUGCGAACAGGCCUUCGCCACCCUUAACUUGAAAGGCGCUUUGGCGGCGGCACCUAUUUUGAUCCGGUCGGACCCUACGAAGCAGUUCAUUCUCAUAACGGACUGGCAGCCAGAGGCGAUUUCUGCUAUUCUAGCGCAAAAGGGGAAUAACGGUCGAGAGCACGUCAUCGAGUACGUGCUCGUACGGUGCCAGACGAACGAAGGAACGACUCAGCCCCACAAGACUCUAUUUCUUGAGAUCGACGUCACCAAUCUCACAGUCUGGGACCCCAUCAUCGGGCGAGGAAACGAGCGGCAAGAGGAGGAAGGCGAAGAAAACGAAGAAGAAGAAUCGAGCGAAGAUAGUGAAGAUCCUGAUUACAUUCAGGAAGAAGAAGAGGACAGGGAAGGAGAGGAGCCAACAACAGAAGAAGAGGGAGCAGGUGGGCCGAGUCAGCAGCCCGAAGGAAGCAGAGAAGAAGAAGAGGCAAGAGCACGAAAACGGUUGGAAAAGACGGAGGAGAAACGGCCAGUUGAGGAAAGGUCCCUGCCGGAUCUAUCAUUGGGAAACCUGUGGCUCGAUCCAGAGCCCCCGAAGGAAGACGAAGGAAACGAUGGAACCGGAGCGGAGGGAUCGGGAAGACGCAGCCGAAGGAGCGAAUCGCCGACUUCGUCUGGUUCCUCUGCCCGACCUGCCCUUCGCCUACGUCAGCAUGAGGGCGAUCGGGCUUCGUCCCCGUUUGUUCUCUUUCCGUCCCCUUGACUUCCUGAUGGUCACCCGACUCCCUGGUAGACCCCCGUUCCCCGUUGGAUGGUGUCCCUUCCCUCCCGACCUCUUCCACCACCUC